Messenger RNA from Brassica oleracea var. oleracea, 360 nucleotides. RefSeq lists its product as uncharacterized. Bases 1 to 360 code for a protein of 119 amino acids. The record is from RefSeq and is a predicted model, not a curated record. Gene Ontology annotation, molecular function: zinc ion binding. Lineage: Eukaryota; Viridiplantae; Streptophyta; Magnoliopsida; Brassicales; Brassicaceae. The transcript is spliced from 2 exons.
AUGGAAUUUGGUGGAAGAUGGAUCAAUAAGGGAAAGGGCAAGGCAAAUGAAAGCAAUGUGCUUUGUUACUGUGGGUUGGUGGUGAAGAUAUCUCAAGUUUGGACAGACAAAAAUCCGGGUCGAACGUUCUAUGGGUGUGAAAAAUUCAAGAGUGGAGGUGAUUGCGGGUUUUUUCAAUGGUUCAAUGAGGGAGAAGCUUUUGGAUGGCAAAAGAAAGCUUUGAUUGAAGCUAGAAACGAAAUUUGCCAGAAGGACAAGACUAUUAUGGGAUUGAAGAAGACCAUUUCGAUGCUUCAAAGUGAAUUGGCCAAAAAUGCCAAAGUGGAAGAAGACAUCAUUAACGCCUUUCUCAAGCUCUAA